Messenger RNA from Paraglomus brasilianum, 1032 nucleotides. NCBI's taxonomy places the organism in Eukaryota, Fungi, Glomeromycota, Glomeromycetes, Paraglomerales, Paraglomeraceae. The record is from the annotation of a GenBank genome assembly.
AUGGCGAACAUCGAUAGAGGGAUAUGUAUGCUUGCUAUAAUCAUAGCCCUUUUCGCCGUGAUGUCCAUGGCACAGACAACUGGAGGAAACACCACAACUUCAGCUCAACCUGAACAAUCAACGCAAGUGCCAGCGGGGGAAGAUUCUUCGGACGGGGAUGCAUUUGCAGAAGGAUACACAAGGGCAGCCGAUUAUCCAAUGGAUGUCACAAGCUGUUUAAUGGGAAUUCUCUUUUUAUCUACUGGACUAAUUAGUUUAUUAGGAGGAUACAAAUACAAAUGGAUGACGCUAUUUUUGGGUGGCUUCUACACGGCAGGUCUGGUGAUAGUCCUCUUUAUAAUUAAAUUCCAAAAUGUCACCGAUCCAACAACUUCCGUUCGCUUUGUUUAUUUAAUCAUAUGUGUGGUUACUGGCUUGGUGACUGGCGGUUUCUUUGUGUGCAUGUUUCCAACUGGAAGACUUCUUGUCGGUUUUGUCGGCGGACUGUCUCUUUCCAUGAUAAUACUUGCAACUGACACUGAUCUUUUAAUUCAUACCAAACUCUGGAGAUAUGUACUCAUUGGCAGUCUCGCCUCACUAUUUGUCUUGCCGUCUGCAUUUAAAAAAACGUACCCAUUUAUGUCCAUAAUUUCUACUAUAUGUUCGGGAUGUUACUUAAUUAUGCUUGGCGUAGAUGUAUUCGUACGUGGUGGACUGUUGGCUGGUUUCAAGUAUUCUUGGGGAUUUACUGAGCCUGGUGACUAUAGAUAUGUCGUAGAGAGAAAUACAUUUUUAAUACUAGUUAUUGUUGGAGUUGCAGGAGGAGUAGUUGGAUUAGCCUUUCAAAUGGUUUGGUAUUGGAUCGCACAAAAUGAUUGGAAGGAUAUUGACUUUAGCUUUAUCAAGAGAUACUGUCGUCUUGGAAAGUUAAGAGGAGAGGGGACAAAGAAAAGCGACAUACCAGAUCAGGUACCAAUGGUUAACUUUGGUCUGAAAUUAGAAGGAAGAGCGGCUACUAGAUGGGGUGAAGGAACUAGAUGGGAUAAUGUAUAA